This is a messenger RNA of Ostrinia nubilalis (European corn borer), 1451 nucleotides long. Its product is annotated as neurogenic locus protein delta-like. The transcript has 6 exons. Bases 162 to 1202 code for a protein of 346 amino acids. The record is from RefSeq and is a predicted model, not a curated record. Gene Ontology annotation, cellular component: cell surface; membrane; extracellular region. NCBI's taxonomy places the organism in Eukaryota, Metazoa, Arthropoda, Insecta, Lepidoptera, Crambidae. Gene Ontology annotation, biological process: anatomical structure development; cell communication. Gene Ontology annotation, molecular function: signaling receptor binding; calcium ion binding.
UCAAGUUCAAUAACACGCAUAACAGUACCAGCGGAGAGUGCGCGCGCGCUGCAUUUGUGUCUAUAUUCCUAUAAAAAAUACACCGUUAAAUAUACAGCUUGCACUUGACGAUUCGCGACAUAAGUACCGUGCCGGGAACGUAGAUGGAUUAGUGCUCCAAAAUGAGGAAUAUAAUAAUUUUGUUCGUAAUAUGUUGUGUGGCGCCAGUUGUUUUGCCGGCUAAGUACAUACCCAAGUGGAAGAAACAGAGUGCCCUGCAGGCGUGCGAGCUGCCGGCGGUUCAGAGCGAGCACAGCCACUACGUGUGUGACGACAAGGGCGAGCCCAAGUGUCUGCCUGGCUGGCAGGGAGAUCUCUGCGACGUACCCAUAUGCAAGAAGGGAUGCGACCCUCUGCAAGGUUACUGCAAGCGGCCGGGCGAGUGCCGCUGCAAGCUGGGCUUCUACGGGGAAAAGUGCAACAAGUGCAUCCCGCUGCCGGGCUGCCAGCACGGCUACUGCAACGUCUCCUUCGAGUGCAUAUGUAGGGAGGGGUGGGACGGACUCUUCUGUUCUGAACCAAUCUGCCGUUCCGACUGCCACGCCACCCGCGGUUACUGUGAGACGCCCGGCGAGUGCCGUUGCCGCCUCGGCUGGUCCGGUCCGACGUGUCGUGCCUGUCAGCCCCUACCAGGCUGUCAGCACGGCUACUGCGACAAGCCUCUAGAGUGCAAGUGCUCGCCAGGGUACACUGGACUGCUGUGUCAGACUCCAAUUUGCGCUGCCGGCUGCCACAACGAGCGAGGUUACUGCCGGCGGCCGGGCGAAUGCCGCUGCAAGGUCGGCUGGACCGGCCCGUCGUGCGCCCAGUGCCACCCGUACCCGGGCUGCGUGCAUGGCACGUGUGAGAGGCCUUGGGAGUGCACGUGUGAACCGGGAUGGGGCGGCAUGCUGUGUGAUGAAGAGUUGAACUACUGCGACAAGAACCCGGACACGUGUAAAAACGGCGGCAAGUGUCAGUCACUAGAAGCUGGUGACGGUCACUACCGCUGUCAGUGCCCCGCCGGCAUCAGCGGUCGGAACUGCGAGAAGACGCCGGACGUUCCGACCACACCGGAGAACGUCACCGACGCUACCGAUACCGUUACGGCGAACGUGGAAACCAGCCCCGCUAGCGUCGAAACCGCCACCGAACCUGACAAUGUUGACAAUGAAACUGAGUAAUUUUUAUUGGCUAUUUGGCCUUGACAUCGCAUUUAGUCCUUCGUAUUGGCACACUUUGUAUUUAAGGUCAUGUGCUAUGUGGUUUUAUGACACGUCUAAAACUGUAAAGACUGAAAACUAGUAGUAUGUCAUUACUAUGUGAACGUUCAGUAGAGUCCUAUAUCUCUGCGAACGGUUUUGAUCAGUGUGCUUACCAUGAGUUUACGUUAGGUGUGCUCGCUAGCGACUGCGUAAAAAAAUGUCAUUAAA